CGACGCAACAGGGCACGUGUGGGGAGUUGGAUUUAUUUAGAAGUGCUGCAUUUUUACUUAUCUAACAUAUAAUCGAUCCAAAAUGGGGAAAAAGUUAAAAGUCGGAAAGACUCGCAAAGAUAAAUUUUAUCAUUUGGCAAAGGAAACAGGCUACAGAUCCCGUUCGUCCUUUAAGCUAAUCCAGCUGAAUCGUAAGUUCCAGUUUCUGCAGAAGGCCCGGGCUCUCGUGGACCUGUGUGCUGCUCCGGGAGGAUGGUUACAAGUAGCAUCCAAAUUCAUGCCUGUGUCCAGUCUGAUCAUCGGAGUGGACCUGGUGCCCAUUAGACCCAUCCCCAACGUGGUGACCCUGCAGGAGGAUAUCACCACGGAGAAGUGCAGACAGGCUCUCAAGAAAGAGCUGCAGAUGUGGAAAGUGGAUGUGGUGCUGAAUGACGGUGCGCCAAACGUCGGGGCUAACUGGCAGCAUGACGCCUUCUCACAAGCACACUUGACCCUGAUGGCUCUGAAACUCGCCUGUGAGUUUCUCAACAAAGGAGGAACCUUCAUCACUAAAGUUUUUCGCUCCAGAGACUAUCAGCCACUCAUGUGGAUCUUCCAGCAGUUCUUUAAGAAAGUGCAGGCCACCAAACCCCAGGCAUCCCGUAACGAGUCUGCUGAAAUUUUUGUCAUCUGCCAAGGUUUUCUGGCCCCUGACAAAAUCGAUAACAAAUUUUUCGACCCUAAGCAUGCCUUCAAAGAGGUGGAGGUCCAAGUAAAGACGGUAAAGGAGUUAAGUACGGCGAAGAAACCUAAAGCAGAAGGCUACACUGAUGGAGACCUGACCCAGUAUCACCCAUUCUCCGUGAAUGCGUUUUUACGAGCUGAGAACCCAGUGGACUUCCUGAGCAAAGCCAGUGAGAUCACUUUUGAUGAUCCAAUGCUGGAGUCUCACAGAGCCACAUCUUCUGAAAUUAAAGAAUGCUGUAAAGAUAUCAAGGUUCUUGGAAGAAAAGAGUUGCGUUUCUUGCUGUCAUGGCGAUCCAAGCUGAGGAAGUUUUUAGCCAAAAAGCUGAAAGAAGAAGCAAAGCAGCUGAACCAAGAGAUCAGUCUGAGCUCCAGUGAUGAUGAAAGCGAUGCAGAGAAGCCUAGGAAGAAGAAGGAGGUGGUGGGUAAGAAAGAUGAGGAGGAGGAGGCUGAGGAUGAGGACGAGGAGAUGGAGAAAAAGCUGGCUGAGCUGAAGGCAGAGGAGAUUGCGGAGCUGAAACGGAAGAAGAAGAAACUCUUGAAAGAGCGACGGAAGCAGAGAGAGCGAGUGGAGCUGAAGAUGGACCUGCCUGGAGUUUCCAUCGCCGACGCCGGAGAUUCGAGCAUGUUCUCUCUCAACACCAUCCAUAAAGCCAAGGACCUGAAUGCGCUCACGCUGGGUGAUAUGACAGGAGCAGACGUCUUGGUGGAUGAGGGGGGAGAGGAGGACGUGCACAUUUCUGAUUCAGAGAGCGACCUCGUCUCUCUAGCGUCAGACCUGGAUGAAGACGACCUGGCUGAGAUUGAGGAGAAAGAGAAGCAGCUGAAGAAACUUCCCAAGAAAAAGGUUUCCUUCGCUGCAGUGGAGGAGGAUGAGGAUAAAGAGGAGCAGGGGAACGAACUGCUAGUGGAUUUGGAGGGAAAGAAUGAAAAGCAAGACCGACAGACCAGCAUGUGGUUUAGUAAGGACAUCUUCUCAGAGCUGGACCUCGAUGGAGAUGCGGACGCAGCGAGGGAGCUCAAACAGACCCAGUUCCUUCACAGCAAGCAGGCUGCAGGAAAGGGUAAAAAGAGGAAGGCUGAAAAGGAUGCGGAGCCUGCCCAGAAAGAGGAAGAGGAGGAGGAAGAAGCAGCCAUGCCGUCUCAGGAAGAGGCAGCAGGAGAUGAGGAGGACAGCGAUGACGACUCGGACUGUGAUAGCAGUGAUGAUGAGGAAGAAAUAGCGAGGAUGAAGAGCACCUCUGGGUCCCAUGAAUUGCCCGGAGAUGAUGAUGACUUUCAGGUCGUUCCUGUAGAGAGCACAAGUAAACGUGCUCGGAUCCUGGACGCUGAGGGUUUGGCUCUCGGCGCUCAGAUCGCCACGUCCAAGAAGAGACGCAGGGACCUGAUAGAUGAAUCCUUCCACAGAUUCUCCAGUUUGCAGGACGGUAGCGAGAUACCAGUGUGGUUCUUGGAUGACGAGAGGAAGCACAGGAAGAAACCUAUCCCUGUCACACGCGAGAUGGUGGACGAGUACAAGCAGAAGUGGAAGGAGAUAAACGCACGUCCAAUUAAGAGACUGGCAGAGGCCAAAGCUCGCAAGAAGAGAAAGACGCUGAAGAAGAUGGAGCAGGCCAAGAAGAAGGCUGAAGCGGUGGUCAACACCGUGGACAUCUCCGAGAGAGAGAAGAUGGCACAGCUCAGAAGCAUCUACAAGAAGGCCGGUGUGGGUAAGGAGAAGAGGGAGGUGACCUACGUCGUGGCCAAAAAAGGCACUGGACGUAAAAUCCGCCGUCCUCCAGGAGUGAAGGGUGUUUUCCGCGUGGUGGACGGACGGAUGAAGAAGGACCUCCGUGGCAAGCAGAACAAGAAUCAAAAAGGCAAGGGGAAAGGGGGCAAGAAAGGAGGGAUGGGCGGAAGAGGGGGAAAAGAGGGUAAGAGGCGUCCAAAUAGGAAGUGAGGGAGUGAAACACGAGCAUGAACUUCUCAUCACACUCAGCUGGGACUGCUGUUAAAGAGCUGAGCUGUGCUAAAGCCACGCUGCAUGGACUCCAUGGACAGGAUGAUGUCACACAGGCCUGGAUUUACUGUGUAUGCUGUGAUGUCAUCACAAAAUAUGUGCUGAUCUGUGGUCAGUUUCAUGUUUUUUCUAAUGACUGACUGUUUCCUGAUACGGAACCUUUAAUCCGGUUGAUUGAACGCACCUGAUCAUUUUGUCUAUUUUUAUAGAUCACGGUCAUACAGGAACAGGGCCGAUGUUUACGGUUUAGCCGUAGCUUUUAUUAUUAUUAUUAUCUUUUUUUUUUUUUUUUUUACCCCUUGUCUUUUGAAUGAACAUACAAAUUUGGUUAAUGUGUACAUUUUUAUAAAUCUAUUGUUAAUUAUAACUCAGGAAUGAAGUAAUAUCUGCAGAGGUAUCAACAUUUUAUGCAGAAGACACCAGACAACUUCACUUUAUUAUGGCAGAAAACAUGAAAACGUGCUUCAUCUGAUUUAAAGACAUGGGUAAUAAUGAAUAAGAUGCUUGUUUCACUGGAUGCCUCGCAGCCUGCUGGAGGCGUUUUGAUUGUAUAAAAUUUUGUCAAAAAUGA
Molecule: messenger RNA, 3293 nt
Organism: Neoarius graeffei (lesser salmon catfish)
Lineage: Eukaryota; Metazoa; Chordata; Actinopteri; Siluriformes; Ariidae
Gene: ftsj3
Product: FtsJ RNA 2'-O-methyltransferase 3
Exons: 21
Coding region: 83-2662 (859 amino acids)
Biological process (GO): rRNA methylation; maturation of 5.8S rRNA from tricistronic rRNA transcript (SSU-rRNA, 5.8S rRNA, LSU-rRNA); maturation of LSU-rRNA from tricistronic rRNA transcript (SSU-rRNA, 5.8S rRNA, LSU-rRNA)
Cellular component (GO): nucleolus; preribosome, large subunit precursor; nucleus
Molecular function (GO): rRNA (uridine-2'-O-ribose)-methyltransferase activity; rRNA (guanine) methyltransferase activity
Source: RefSeq, a predicted model, not a curated record